AUGGCUCAGUUCAUCUUCCAAAAUGACAGAGACCUCUCUCAUGCUCUUCAUGGCGGACCAUGGUUUGUCAAUGGUUGGAUUGUGGCGCUUGAACAGUGGAAACCAACCCCAGGGCUAGAUUUCCUCAACAUCAUCCCCUUCUGGAUCCGCAUUAGAGGUAUUCCAAUUGAUCUCGUCAAAAAGCAAGCAGUUCAAACUAUUGUGGAACCGCUUGGUCGAGUAGAGACUGUGGAACUCCACGCCAAGCAAUCUAGCUCCCUGGAAUAUGUUCGUGCUCGAGUUUGA
Arabis nemorensis is the source of this 285-nucleotide messenger RNA. The record is from the annotation of a GenBank genome assembly. NCBI's taxonomy places the organism in Eukaryota, Viridiplantae, Streptophyta, Magnoliopsida, Brassicales, Brassicaceae.